Messenger RNA from Candidozyma haemuli, 2364 nucleotides. Its product is annotated as phosphopantothenoylcysteine decarboxylase complex subunit. Gene Ontology annotation, molecular function: phosphopantothenoylcysteine decarboxylase activity; FMN binding. Gene Ontology annotation, biological process: coenzyme A biosynthetic process. The transcript has a single exon. Lineage: Eukaryota; Fungi; Ascomycota; Pichiomycetes; Serinales; Metschnikowiaceae. Gene Ontology annotation, cellular component: phosphopantothenoylcysteine decarboxylase complex. The coding region runs from base 1 to 2364 and encodes 787 amino acids. The record is from RefSeq and is a predicted model, not a curated record.
AUGGAUUCUCAAUCUAAGGAUAGUUUCGCCGGCUCGUCCGAUCCGAAUCGCCAGAGACUGCCCCAGAAAGGUGAAGCUUCUCUCGAUCCCGCUUCUCAGCAUCAACAUCCAUCUUUUGAUGCUCUGGUGGUCAGACCACAGCCAAAGAACACAUGGGCGUCCCAAUCAUCUUCUCCAAACUCAUCCCGUGUCUCUUCACCGGGUGAGCUCCAUAUGUCUCCAAGAGAAACACAACUCCCGUUCCAUCUUCAACUUGAAACUUCCCUCAAUGCCCAUAAUAACGCCUUGCACGAUACUACCCCUUCCCACGCUGCAUCCCAGAGACUGAACGCUGCCCCUGGCUCAAAUACCCUGCCUGUGCAUCUGCUGCUUUCGCCUCAGAAUGGUUCCAACUGCCACUCUCCACAUACUGUCACUGCUCACCACAACCUCCCGUCUCCUGACGCCCACCAAGCUGUUCCACAGCCUCCACUAUUACGUAUGGGAAGCUCUACGCAAACAGGAGGCUUCGAUCCACGCUGCAGAAACCAGUCGGUGUCGUUUUCGGACCAGUACGGUUCCGAUAGAUCCAGAAGGUUCACUAUCUCAUCGCAGCCUCUGACAUCCAACUUGACUCAGCAGCAGAAACUUCCUUCGCUGUCUCAGAACUCUGCCAAUUCGGGUUCUGGACCUUCUAGAAAGCUGUCUUUGAGAGGUGAAGGUGUCCCAGCUCUGCUCAGCCGUAACAGUUCAGCUUUGAACGCCAAUAGCCUGUCCCUGCAACUCCAACAGCAUUACGCAGACCAGCAGCAACUGCAGCUAAUAAACCAAUUUCAGAGACUACACGCUGGCAAUGAUAUUCCUGAAGGUGAAGAUGACCAGUCACAGGGCCAAUCCACACAUCAGCAUCUUAAUCCUACGGCUCUUUCACAGACUGGUCAGUCUCAACCACUUUUGCUGCCACAAUCCCUAGCAUCAUCACGCAACGAUUCCCCUGUACCUGCUAAUAAUCAGGAAAAGAGAACAUCUCCAUCGCCUCCACCGCUCCGUCCUACAUUUUCCACCACUCGCUCUGGUUUGAGAACGAGUAGCCGCUCUGCUGUGCCUCAGGUAAGCCGCCUGGAAUCAGGAACCGUUCCAAUCAAGAUUGGAGGAGGCUCUUUGCUGAGAAAGAAUUCAGCUAACAAGAAAUCCAACAAGACUGUUGUUGCUUCUCCUGUGGGCCCUCCAGUUCCUUUCCAGGAGUACUUGACCAAGGAGGACGACAGAAAGUUCCAUAUUCUUCUUGGAUGUACUGGAAGUGUAGCUACUAUUAAGGUUCCUCUUAUCAUUGACAAGCUUUUCCAGAUUUUUGGCAACCAGAAACUUUCCAUUCAACUUGUUGUCACUAAAGCAGCAGGCCAUUUCCUCAAAGGUUUGAAAAUUCACAACGACGUGAAGAUUUGGAGAGACGACGAUGAAUGGGCAAACUUCACAGAGUGGAAUAAUUCAAAUACAACAACCACUGCAUCCACUUGCGAGCCCCAUCCUUCUACUAAGAAGUCUAAGAAUCCAUUUGAUAAAAUGAUAUUGCAUAACGAACUCCGGAAAUGGGCUGACAUCAUGUUAAUUGCACCCUUGAGUGCCAAUACGUUAGCCAAAAUCGCCAACGGUAUCUCAGAUAACUUGUUGACAUCCAUCAUCAGAUCGUGGGGUCCAACGGGAGCAAUUAAUGGUCAAAGCACAACUAAAAAGCCGAUCUUGGUGGCACCCGCUAUGAAUACCUUCAUGUACACCCAUCCUAUGACAGCCAAACAGCUCAAAAUGAUUGCUACUUCCGAUGAAGGCUUCGGAAUGGAGAUUUUGAAGCCUGUGGAGAAGGUGUUGGUCUGUGGAGAUAUUGGUAUGGGAGGUAUGAGAGAAUGGAUUGACAUUGUCGAGAGGCUUCGUGUCAGAGUUAAGCAUGUUCUCGCAGAGCGGGCUGCUUCUGAUGGACUUGACGUCACUUUAGAGGAGCAAGAUGAAGAAGACGACGAAGAUGAUGACGACGAUAAUAAUAACAAUAAUGAUGGUGACGAUGACGACGACGACGACGACGAUGAUGACGAAGAUGACGACGAUGACGAUGACGAUGAUGACGAUGACGACGAUGACGGUGAUGAUGAUCAAGAGGAUGAGGAUGACACUAAUGAACUCGAUGAGAAGGACGAGGAAGACUCUGGAGCCUUCAGAGGCAGCAGACGCGGAUCAGUCGAAAGAGCGCAAGAGAAAAAAGCCGGCAGGGGAAGAUCAGACAAAGACGACGGUCUUCUCUUUGAAUUAUCAGAGGAUACCCCAUCAGAUGUUGUCAGUGAGAUCCAGCGCAACAUCAGCCCCGUCAACGAAGAAGCACAGUCCAUCAUCUAA